This is a messenger RNA of Clarias gariepinus (North African catfish), 8622 nucleotides long. RefSeq names its product zinc finger protein 687a (gene znf687a). The coding region runs from base 4 to 3882 and encodes 1292 amino acids. The transcript has 11 exons. NCBI's taxonomy places the organism in Eukaryota, Metazoa, Chordata, Actinopteri, Siluriformes, Clariidae. The record is from RefSeq and is a predicted model, not a curated record.
UUGAUGCGCCGCCCUGGCUGCCAGAAGCCAGGAACAGUCAGGAACAGCUCGAGCAGGCAUCUGUCUGUUAGUCCGACAGGAAUGGGUGACAUGAAGACGCCAGAUUUUGAUGACCUUUUGGCAGCAUUUGAUAUUCCUGAUAUUGAUGCUAAGGAGGCAAUUCAGUCAGAGUCUGGAGAUCCUGAUGCAAAUCACAGCGAAUCUGGUGGCAGUGGGAACAAAGAGCGAAGAGGUGGUCCAGACCAAAGGCCCAUAGGACCGCCAGAAAUACGUGAAACGUCUCACGACCCUUCUGUAGUUAGUGUUAUUGUGAAGAACAACAUAUGCGUGGAUGCAUAUGAAAACACAAGAGAUGAUCAUGAAGAAGAUGAUGACACAGCGGGGCAAGUGAGUGAUAAUGUUCUGGAUGAAGCUGACAGAGCUAGGGCUGGGGGCCAGUUGUCUCCUCAGGUUGCACACAGCCUAAUGCCGAUGGCCCCGCUUAUUCACAACGGAUUCAAGGCUGUUUCUGGAGGAGUUGUGGAACACUCUAUGCUCUCCAGUCAAUCACAAAUGCAACCAAAAAGUCAUCUCUGGUCCCCUUGUUCCCCUAAAAUAGCCAGUGAAGGUGAUGAGAGCAACCAGGAUAACGGUCCUUCCAACUCCUCUGCCAAUUUUUCACCUCACAUGCCUUUACCUGCUUCUGGUUCUUCCAUCUCUUGCACAAAUUUCAUCAGCCUGCCCCCUUCCAAAGUUGAUGAUGAUGAAGUAGGGAAUUCUGGAUCUGCUUUCACGCCUCCAACUCAGCCUGUAAACAGUGGCACGAGGACCGAAAUUAAUCAAGCGUUAUCUGAAGAUGAAGAAUCUGAGCCAGAUCUUGGAAGCUCUCCCCUCAUAAUUCAAGAGAGUCCAGAUGUACAGAUGACAUCACCUCUAAGGUUUCCAGGCAGACAUACUGCUUCUCCUUCCUCACCAUCUUUGUCUAGAAGUAACAAUCAAAACGAGGAGACGUCUUCUGCUUCUCCAAUCCCAACUCCCUUGGCGUCCCAUCAGACACCCUCAAAGAGUGAGGACACCCCCGAAAAGACACGCCCAUCCAUACCAGAGGUAUACCCAGAACACAUUAUUGAGGAAAGAGACUCCCCUGAGAGCCCUGAACCAGAAAUGCCAGCACGUCCGCAGUGGAAAAGUUUCUCAUCAAGCCCUGCACAGGAGCUAGAAGAAAAACAACCUGUGCAAGACAAAACUUUGGAGGUUCCUGAAAAGGAAGAGCCUAUGGAGAGUGCGAGGAAUGGACAGGAGCAGAGUAAAUCCAACAGUGACAAAGUUGAGAAAGAAAACAUGGUAGAACAAGAACAAGAGGGACCCCCAGUCCUAGUCUCAGUACCACCUGUUAAGAACAGAUCGGGCUCAUCGGCAGUACCUUCCAGACCUCUUAAAGUCCGAAUCAAGACAGUUAAAACACCCACAGGCAACAUCACGCGCACUGUUACCAGAGUAGCUGCUAAAGGGGCGGCACAAGCCAUGUUCAAGAGUGCUGAUGGGUCUAAAGUUUCAGCAGGAGGUCAUAAGGGGGUCAGCAGGCCUAAGAGACCUGCAUCAGCAAUGUCUGGCCAGCCUAGCGACUCAAAGGCAACAUUGCUUCCAGUGUCGACCUUGCAGGAUGCCAGCUCAGCCAUGCUGUUUGCAGCCAGCAAGGCACAGAAAGUGGCCUCUGGUGUCACAAAGACAUCAACUUCACCCUCUGUUUCAUCUUUGUCCCCAUCCGCUUCUACCAUCAAUAUUUGCUCGAUUGGCCAGAAAACGGUUGCUGUAUCUUCCACUAAGCCAGCAACCAUCGUAAACAGUCCCGGCGCUGUGAUCUCCCGCAGCCAGUCAAGUUUGGUGGAGGCAUUCAACAAGAUUCUCAACAGUAAGAACCCGCUACCCAGCUACCAGCCGGACCUCACCGUCUUGCCACGUCCCGAGUGGGGCCUUGGCGUGCCUGCUUCAGGUUACCGCUGCCUGGAAUGUGGAGAUGCUUUUGCUUUGGAGCGCAGCCUGGCGCGUCACUAUGACCGGCGUUCCCUGCGCAUCGAGGUGACCUGUAACCUGUGUACGAAGCGUCUGGCCUUCUUUAACAAGUGCAGCCUGCUGUUGCAUGCUCGUGAGCACAAGGAGAAGGGGCUGGUCAUGCAGUGCUCACACCUUGUCAUGAGACCUGUCAGUGUGGAACAGAUGAUUGGUCAACAGGAUACUGUACCCAUAGGUAUGCUUUCUCCAUCUCUGCUGGCCUCCUCUUCCUUGACCGGGUCCAGUGAUCACUGGUGCCCAGAGUGUAAGAAUUCAUUUGGCUCAAAAGAAAAACUAGCCACACACUUUCAGGAAUCGGAUCCGGGAGGAAUAGACACAUGCUGUAUGCAGUGCUCUCCUCCAAUGCCUCUGUGGAAUGCCUGUGGUGCUGCUGCCCACCAGCGACUCCACCAGAAGCUCCACCCACUUGUCUGUCCCGAGUGUGGACUCGUCUGCCAGCCAAACGGUCUUAACACGCAUGUGUCCCGAGCCUGCCUACAUUACACACGCCAGCUGGGAUACAGGUGUCCAUGUUGUCAGCUGGUGUUUGGGGGUGUGAAUAGCCUGAAUGCAGUCAAGAAUCACAUGCACACAGCUCAUUCUGAAGUCUUUCAUAAAUGUCCCUCGUGCCCCAUGGCCUUCAAAUCUGCCUCUAGUGUUGACACUCACUGCAGCACCCAGCACCCUCAGCUCUCCGAGAAAGCCAAGCAGUCCAAGGAGAUAUAUAAAUGUGUGAUGUGCCGGACUGUUUUUACCCAGAAAGCCCUGCUCAACGUUCAUUUUGACACUCAUCUUCUGACACAGAAGGUUAAUGUGUUUAAAUGUCCAGACUGCCAGAAGCUGUUUACACAGAGGAUGUCCCUUGUGGAACAUAUAAAGGCUUCACACAGGAAGUCAGCAGCACAUCUGACUCAGAAGACCUCUGCGAAGAUGGAGAGCUCCGACGGGGAGGAGUGGAGAAAAGAGGAAGACGAGGACAGAGGAGGAUAUCCGAGAGUGAAAGAAAGGUCCUCCGCUCCUGACUUCCAGACCUGGAGCUGCUCCGAGUGUCAGAUGAGCUACACAGAUAAAGAGAGCUACAUCACCCACAUGGCCAAACAGCACCAAAAGGAGCUAAAGCGGUUCCCUUGCACGCUGUGUGAAGGCUCCUUCUCUUCCUCCUCAAGUCUGAGACGCCACAUCCGGGUCAAACACAAGGGCAUCAAGAGGUCUUUGUACUGCCAGUUGUGCACUGGGAGCAAAAAGAGUUUUAGCAGUAAGCUUGUCCUAGAAAAACAUAUGCAAAUUCAUCACGGAGGACAAAGAGCAACGAAAAGUCAGAGACAGGUGACAUCACGCUUCACUGACGCUGCUGAUAGCUCAUCGGAACAAGACGGAACCGCUGCGACUGCAGAAGAAAACAAUAACAUGGAUCAUUUCAGCUUGCCUCGAAUCGUCAGAGGAGGAUCCGCUCAGGAGCAGGACCCGGAGGCUCUGCGCUGCAUGCCAUGCGGCUUCGUCUCCGAAGACAAAGAGGAGUUUCUGCGCCAUAUCCAGAGUCACCGUGGCGAAGGGGGCAAGGGUGUGCAGUGUCUGCAGUGCGGGGCGUGCUUUGCAUCGGCUUCCUCCCUCGCCCGCCACCGCUUCAUCAGUCACCGGGUAAGAGACGGAGACGGCGACGAGCAGCGUGAGAACACAAGUCACGACGCCGCAGAAGGCGCGGAGUCACCGACUCUGACAGAAGAAGGGGAAGGCAAGCUCUUCUGCAAAGUGUGCGGACGGCACUUCAGCAAAGCCGCUGACCUUAACACACAUUUCCGCACUCACGGCAUGGCUUUCAUCAACGCCUACAAAGCCGAGAAGCCGGCCUGAUAAAGAAAGAAAUAAAAAAAAGUAAUAAAUGAAGCUGAUUAAUGCUGAAUGAAGCCCCAGUUCGAAAUGUGAAGUCCUGCUGUGUUUAAACUGUACAUUCGUCUUAUGUGCCUUAAUCACACUGCGUCCACGUAGACGGUAACAAUGUGGAGUGCAAACGUAUUAAACCCUCCUCGAACCUUGUCAGAGUUUGUAGUGUUACAAUCUAAAAAUAAAUUUGGGUUGUGUUCUGAAUGUGAGAAUACGUAGAAAAAGAUUCUCUAGUUUGAUAAGAGCAUCAGUUAUUAAUGUUUUUUUUUUUUUUGCCCUAAAACAAACUGCUGAUUUUGGUGGAAAAGGUUGACAUGAGAACCCCAAACCAAAAGUGAAACAUCUUGUUGAGAGAUUCCUAACAUCUUGUUUGCUUUUCUUACUGAAACCCUCUUCACCCAGUCACUCACAUUCCUUCCUUUUUAAUACUGCAUUUAUCUAAUGCACAAACACGGGUCCAAAAAUCUGUUUAUGCAUUUUUUUUUUGCACCUUUUGCCUAAUUUAUUACAGCAGGUUUUUUGGCUAUAAAUCAUAUUGACAACAGAAUAUUAAAAUCUAAAAUAUCAAGCCACAGGCAGAUAGCAGCUUCCUCCUCCGAGUGUGUUAACACUGUAACAACGUGCACUCAAGCUGGAAGCACUCAUUUCUGUCUGUCUUAAAACCCACAAAACCUUAUGAUCCAUUUUAGAUCAAAACCUUUGUCGACAAUUUCAAAUUUUUUUUUUUUAUGUGGUCAGAGUUUUGGACCCACUGUAUACAGUCGCAUAUGAAAGAACUGGAACGGCAAGGCUGAUCCUUUUUUUCCAUGUGCACACUUUUCUUUGAACCUACGCAUGGGGGGAGGGGAGGGAAGAGUACUGUGCAAAAGUCUUCAACCUUUUUUUUUUUUUUUUUUUUUGUACAAACUUUGUUAUACAUGUUUAUUUUAUGAUCUCAUUGUAAAGUCAAUAAAAAAAAAUCUUACAAAAUUACAGGCCAGGAAAGAAAGCUGCAUAUUAUUUGAAGACCACUUUUCAGACAAAAAAAAAGAAUAAAAAGCAUCUGGGUUUUGCUGCAUGUAAAAAGAAGCAGGUGACCAAGUCAUCAGAAGGACUGUGCCUGGUUCUGCAGGAUGUUCAGUAAGAUUGAGCAGCUCAUUUGCUAAAUAAUAAUAAAAAAAAGGGGUCAGGGGUAUAAGGCAUUGGCCUGCGGUCUGGAAGAUACCAGGUUCAAACCCCACCACCACCAAGUUGCCCCUGUUGGGCUCCUAAGCAAGUCCCUUAGUCCUCAACUGCUCAGAUGUAUAAUGAGAGAAAAGUUGCUUUGGAUAAGGGCAUCUAGCAAAUGCUUAAAUGUAAAAAAAAAAACGAGACUAUAUUUUAAGCAAACGGUCUUCACAAAGAAAAAAAAAUCAACUUUGUUUCAUUAAUUACUGUUUAAUUCUUUGUGUAGUCUGUUGUUUUUUCCUUUUCUUUUUUAUGGAACUUGUUUGAACUUCUUUUGGAGACCCUUACUCUAUAGCAGUUAUUCUGUAUAAGACUUUUGCCCAGUACUGUCUUAGGGUUAAUACUAUUUCCGACUGUGUUUUGAUCUCUGAAGCUCAUUGGUGUCCUGAUGCUGUUUGUCAGGAGUCGUCCAGGCAAAGCAGAUUGUUAUUAAGCUGUAUGUAUGUUGUGAAUUCGCACGCAGGUGGACUCCAUUUGGUUAACUACAAUAUAUUACGUGGUGUAGGUGAUUAUACAGUCUUUUUUUUUUUUUCCGCAAACUAUACUUCAGUAUUGUGGGUUGUUAAGUAAAUUUGUUACACGUCCCCUAGUAGGGUUGUCCUGAUGCCGUAUCAGGUAUCGGUCAGAUACCACACUCACCUCCUCGUAUUUGUGAAUUUGUUCCGAUACCACCGCAUCGCUCCCUGUGCAGACCCUUCUUGUUUGUUUCAAAGCAGUCAAUGUUCAAUCAGUGUUGACUUUGAUGAGAGACAGACAGCAACAAUAAAAUCCCCCCAUGAGAGUGAAUUGCAGGAACAGCAGUCAGGUCAGCCUGUGUUUAGUAUCAGCAAGCAAAAGUAAGGUUAAUGUUUGUCUGCUAACUUUGUAUGCAGGGCAUCUCUUUAGUCUCUCCUUAGUCUGUCUUGCUAACCAAGCAGCACAUCUCUUGGUCUUUCAGUUUCUUGUUUGCUUUCAGACCUGUGCUUAUUUGCAUGUGUGCAUGCGCUCAUACCCGCACGUGAAUGAGUUAAAAAGCUUCUACCAAAGCUGGCACUUUCUAAAAUAUUUAACCCAUUACUGACUGAGGUGGCAAAUCGAUGUCUUUAUUCCUUAUAGACAGGUGGAGAUUUCUUUCUUUAAUUGGAAAAUAUUUCUUUUUAAGACUUCAGCAAUAACGUUGCACCAGUGUUAUUGUUUCUUCCUCAAUGUUUAACAGCAGUUGGAAUCCAGAAAGUUGCAUUACCACCAACUGUAGGUCUCACUCUCCCUCAUAUUCUCAGAAAGCCUAUGUUCCGGUCCAGCCUUCCCAAAAAAACAAACAAACAAACAAAAAAAUCUGUUUAUUGCUUCCUUCCUUCCUUGAUUAUGUCUGAUCUUGCUCGGUGUCUUGAACUCUUUGUCUACUUUGCUGUUAUGUUUGAGUGGUUGCCAUGGUAAUGAAGAAUCCCAAAGACCCCAUAAGUGGUGCGCAGAUGAUGUCGUUCCUGCCCAAUGAAAUGUCUUCUCUGUUAAUUAGAAUGGUCAGAUGUAUCAAAGUAUAUGACUUUUCCAGUAAGCACAAUUUCAUGUAAUAAAAGAUUAUUUUCCCUUGCUCUAAAAGUCAGUUGAUUAAGUGUGUAAGGAAGCACAUGAGAGAGGAUUUUACUCCACAGUCACUCAACAUGUAGAACAGUAUAAAUGUUCACGCCUUAGUAAAGCAAUAGCAGGUGUAUUUAAUGAUGUGCUUCAGACCAAAACCGGCAAGUACCGCAACAGAAGUACUUCUACUCGUACUCAAUCUGAUAAAAAGUGGUACUUGGUCAUCCCUAUCCCCUAGUAGGUUCAUUUCAGUUCAGAUUGUAACACUACACAAACUAGAAGAGGGCUGAAUACCUAUGCAAGGCACUGUUACUGUAUGUAAGUUUACAACAGAGAAUUUUAAUUGAUUUGUUUGAUGGAGGACUUUUUUUUUUUUUUUAUAUAUAUAUAUAUAUAUAUAUAUAUAUUAAAGUGGAUUCAGGCUGCAUGGCAAAUCAGACCUCCGAUUUCACAGAGCCAGAUUCAGGCUCGUUUUCUGUGCAGGUUUUAGACGGAACUAAACUCGGCUCUCUGAUCUUUCAGUCUUUUAGCACCGAGCCCUGCGCACUCACCUGAGCCUUAGCUGUUAAUAUUUCAGAUGCCUUGUUCCCUAUAAAAUACACAAUGUCUCUUCAAAUGCUAUUAUACCGAAACAUUAUGUGUAAUAAGAGUUUAAAUCACGGUUUGUUAUCUUAAUGAAUCAUACCAUUUAUUCCUGAUUUAGUUUAGUUGUCAUUAAGUCAAUCUAGAGGGUUGAUACUAUAUACUGUAUAAUCAUCCUAGAAGACUUUAUUAUGAGCGUUUAAAAUGGUUGCCUUUUUGUCUUGCCAAGACAAUUCUAAUAGAUUUUACUAAUGUGCAUUGACUAAGGUUAUAUGUGGAAGCCAUAGAAUAAUUACUCUGGGAUCCAGUGCUGCCUGAAUCAAGAAGCAGCUUUUAAAUGCAGGUGUGCACAUGCGCGUGUGUGUGUGUGUAUGUGUGUGUAUGAUAGAGAGAGCGAAAGCGUUCCAAGACUGAAGAAUGUAAGUUUCAGUUUAUAGGGUUUGGGCUAUACCAAAUAUUCCCUCCCUGAUGCUCUUAUUGUGUUAACACCAUUAACUAAGCUGUUAUAAAGGAUAAUUCAGGAAAGAUUGUAGACUGUAAACAGAAAAUUUAAUACAACAAUCCGCGUUUAUCAAGCUGGAUGCGAUGAGAUUUAUUUGUUAAAUAUUUUCGGAUCAAAAGAAAUUUGGUACUCGUGAAAAACCUGUAAUUAAAAAAAAACAAAAAAACAUUUUUGUCCAAUGUAUAAAGUUGAACAUAAGACCAUAAGACGACCAACUAAGGUAAGCCUAACUUCAAUUGUAUUGAUUGAGUUGAAGGUCAGGGGCUAUGCAUAUACAGUACAGGACAAUCGAGAACAUUUCAUGGAACUUAUUAUUCAGAUAUUUUUGAUGAUAGAAUAUGUCCAAUAAAUGAAGUGAGCCAACAUGAUCCUAUGAAUUAAGACUAAUGUAACCGUUUAUGUAACCAUUGUAAUCCAAAUGUCAAAAUGGUUUUCUUUACGCCAUUCCUGUGUUUCCAGAGUGUUGUGGGUGUCACUAAUCGCGAAUGAGCUGGGAGUGUUGGGAGGCGCGUUGCACUUUACAAGUGAUCGACUUGGCUAUUAAAGUACAAAGAAAAUCAUAAUUUCUGAAACUUUUGUAAAUCUGGUAAAAACAAAAUGUUUGCUUUGCCCGCAUAUAAGGAUACACUGCUAAAAAAACAAAAAAACAAACUAGGCCUGAUGUUAACUUUCUUCUACUAUAACAUGGAUCAGCUCAAAAGGAUCCUGAAGUUUUAGCAGAGGAAACUGUUUGUUAUAUAUUUACAUGUAAUUACAUUUAAUAUUCCCAAACCAUCAUGUUUGAGGACUUAUUGGAAUCAUUGUAAUAAGGUUCAUUCCUUAGUUUGUUGGCAAUUGUAAAUAAAAAUCCACAAUUACUUGUG